ACACACACCACACCAAUUUCACUGUGUGCUUCUUUCUUCUUCUUCUUCUUCUGGUUUAUCAGUUGUAUAUCUGAACAGGAAGAGUGAAACCAAUAAUGGAGGGUUUUACUCUUCCAUGUGCUUCCACCUCUCUUCCUACUUCACUUCCGCUUCUCCAAUAUCCUCUUAAAUUCUCACCUUCUUUCAGAAAUUCUAAAUGUUUCAGUCGACACAUCAACACUUGUAUGAAACUUCAUCCAAUUCGCAUAUCUUCUCUGCGUGCUACUGCUACUCAAGAGACUGUUGUUGAAGCUAGUGAGAUCGAGUCCCAAUAUGUUGAGAUUGGGUACAUAUCUAGUGUUCAUGGACUACAAGGGGAGGUUCGAGUGAAGCCUAACACGGAUUUUCCAGAAUUGAGGUUUUCAGAGCCGGGAAAAAGAUGGUUGAAGCAACAAAUGUUGGGUAGAGAAAUAAUUAAAGAAGUUGAAUUGUUGGAGGGAAGAGGACACCAUGGACAGAAGAGUUGGAUAGUUAAAUUUAACAAUGUUGACAAAGUAGAGCAGGCUCAACAGCUUGUUGGGUCAACUAUACUUGUAUUAGAUGAAGAUAGACCAGAGUUGGAGGAAGGUGAUUUCUAUGCCCGUGAUCUUGCUGGCAUGAGGGUUAUGCUUAAGGAAACUGGCGAAGCUGUGGGAACCGUUGUGAAUGUUUUUGAUGCUGGAGGAAAUGAUCUCUUACAAGUUAAACUUGAUUCAUCUUUAGAGACGAUAGACAAAAAUGGAAACCUGAAAUCAGAAGCACCCCUUGUUUGGAUCCCAUUUGUUGAAGCGAUCGUUCCUCAUGUUGAUUUAAAUAACAGAGAAAUGAUAAUUACACCUCCUAAAGGGCUCCUUGAGUUGAAUGUACGCUCUGAUGAGAGGUCAAAGAAAGAACGUCGACAACUUGAAUGGAAAGAGAGGAAAAAGUUUCAAAAACAGCUUAUAGCAGCAAAAAAGAAACUGAUUGAAAUGGAUCAGAAGCAUGUUUUCGACGGGCUUAGAUAUGGUGAGAAAGAUCAAAGGAGCCUGCUAGCAGAUCAAAUUGUAGACGUUAACUCGCAACUGCUUCAAGUAGCAUUACAGACUAUUGAGAAACCUUCUGACAGAUGGCAGUUUUCCAAGUUCUUAGCAGCUUAUGACACGCAAAAAACGAGAGAUGUUUUUAAGGUUUCAAACGGCUGUCUCGUUAGUGAAGAUGUGAAGCCCACAAGUUCCAAGAUAGCAGAGAGGCGUAGUGCUCUGAUAUCCAGUGGCAAAGUUGCAAAUAUUUUGGUUGUUGAGGGUGAUACGCUUAAAACUUCCAACUCUGAAGGGAUGGAUAGUCUCAUCCAAAGAUUAGAUGAGAUGGAAAACCGUCAAACGACACCUUUGAUUCUUAUCUGCCCUGAUAACACAAUCGAAACGUUUCAAAACUUGAUGGCAAACAAUGACUACUUCGGCUUUGACCCUGAAAAGGUUUGGAUUUUGGAAGAAGAAAAAAUACCAGUUGUAAAUUCUUCACCUGGAGAAAAUAAAAAACACAAAAUCUUGAUGAAAUCACCAUGGGAAAUACUCCAAACACCAGUUGGAUCUGGUGGCGUAAUUAGCUUACUUUCAUCCAACAAUGUUUUAGAGUCUCUUGCUGCAAUGGGCGUUGAGUAUAUCGAGAUUUCUAGUGUUGAUCAGAGACAUGUAGGUGGGGAGAAUCUGCUUAGUUUGGUGGAUUCAAGUGAAGCGCAUGUUGGAAUAAAAACGUUCAAUGGCAUUGAUGGCGCUGAUAACGAUUUCUACCUGGUUUUUUCCAUUAAUUUUUUGACACAGUUGACUAAGCGGGUCAACAAGUUGACUUUCGAUGCUGUCUUAAGGUCAAACCAGCAUGUGGAGAUGGUUGACAAGGAGUGGGUUGACAUAACACCCUCAUCACAUAACUCGUAUGAGUUUCGUUCUUCAAUUUAUACUUGUUUAGAAGGUUGUUCUCUUGACAAGGUUUGUGUAAUGGAGAUUGUGGAUUAGAUAGACAAUAGACGUGAUAUAGAACAGUUUGUUGAAUUAAGUUGACAGUUAGGUUAUAAGUUAAAGCUCAACACUUGACAGUAUGUGUUUCGAAACCGUUGUGACUUCUAAGUCUAUAGAAGAAAAAACAAUGUAUCGAACCUCGCUGUUUUUAAUAACAAAGUACAUGAACUUCGCUGUUUUGAACA
Molecule: messenger RNA, 2197 nt
Organism: Helianthus annuus (common sunflower)
Lineage: Eukaryota; Viridiplantae; Streptophyta; Magnoliopsida; Asterales; Asteraceae
Exons: 10
Coding region: 96-2009 (637 amino acids)
Biological process (GO): UDP-N-acetylglucosamine biosynthetic process; rRNA processing
Cellular component (GO): ribosome
Molecular function (GO): UDP-N-acetylglucosamine diphosphorylase activity; ribosome binding
Source: RefSeq, a predicted model, not a curated record